Plectropomus leopardus (leopard coralgrouper) is the source of this 2011-nucleotide messenger RNA. It is a transcript of the gene elovl4a, whose product is annotated as ELOVL fatty acid elongase 4a. NCBI's taxonomy places the organism in Eukaryota, Metazoa, Chordata, Actinopteri, Perciformes, Serranidae. The record is from RefSeq and is a predicted model, not a curated record. Gene Ontology annotation, molecular function: fatty acid elongase activity. Gene Ontology annotation, biological process: fatty acid elongation, saturated fatty acid; fatty acid elongation, monounsaturated fatty acid; fatty acid elongation, polyunsaturated fatty acid. Gene Ontology annotation, cellular component: endoplasmic reticulum membrane; endoplasmic reticulum.
AAUUCAUUGGAGCAGACGCGCAGUGGAGGCUAGUGUAGUCCCUCAACGAGAAAUUCAUGCCAUCGCCGUUUAAUCAGCGGCCCGUUUAUUUCACACUGGAUACGGAACAAUUAAUCACUUCAUAGAAUAAACGAUCAGUCGAUUACAACCCGGAAUAACGCACACUGCAUGACCUUGCAUUGAAUGUCAUUAUAGACGGAUUUUUUAAAGCACCGACACGGUAAGGUCUUUGGCCACAGCCAUGGAGAUCGUCACGCAUUUAAUCAAUGACACCAUAGAAUUCUACAAAUGGACUCUAACUAUUGCAGACAAGCGAGUGGAGAAAUGGCCUCUGAUGGACAACCCUCUGCCCACGCUGGCUAUCAGCACCUCCUACCUGCUAUUCCUCUGGCUGGGGCCCAAAUACAUGAAGAACAGAGAGCCCUUCCAGCUCCGCAAAACACUCAUUGUCUACAACUUCAGCAUGGUCUUCCUCAACUUCUUCAUUUUUAAAGAGCUGUUUAUGGCAGCGCGGGCAGCAAGCUACAGUUACAUUUGUCAACCUGUGGACUACUCAGAUGACCCAAAUGAAGUCAGGGUGGCAGGAGCUCUGUGGUGGUAUUUCAUCUCUAAGGGCAUCGAGUAUCUGGAUACGGUGUUUUUCAUCCUGAGGAAAAAAUUCAACCAGGUUACUUUCUUGCAUGUCUACCACCACUGCACCAUGUUCACGCUCUGGUGGAUCGGCAUCAAAUGGGUGGCAGGAGGACAGUCGUUCUUUGGUGCACACAUGAACGCAGCAAUCCAUGUGUUGAUGUACCUGUAUUAUGGCCUGGCCUCCUGUGGACCUAAGAUCCAAAAGUACCUGUGGUGGAAGAAGUACUUAACCAUCAUCCAGAUGAUCCAGUUCCACGUCACCAUCGGCCACACAGCCCUGUCCCUCUACGUCAACUGCGAUUUCCCCCACUGGAUGCACUACUCCCUCAUCUGCUACGCCAUCACCUUCAUCAUCCUCUUCGGCAACUUCUACUACCAGACCUACCGCCGCCAGCAGCCCAGACGUGACGCUUCCUCCUCCUCCACCAAAGCAGGCAAGGCCCUCUCUAACGGGACCCUCAACGGACUCAGCAAGGCUGCCAACGGAGCAGCAGUGAUGGUGAGCAAAGAGGAAAAGCCCCAGGAGAACUCUGGGAGGAGAAAGAGGAAAGGAAGAGCUAAAAGAGAUUAGGAGAGGAGGAUCGAGAGAGGUAGAGGUGAGGUAGGGCCUUGCUUUUGGUUCUAGGUUGAUAGUGCUAAAAGAUGAAAGACUAAAUUUGAGGAAGAUUUACUGGAUGGAAACGUUAAAGGUGUGAUGUGUUUAUUUAAGCCAUGAUCUGAGUUGUUGUAGAUAAAAUAUGAGACAGGCUUGUGUUGAGAGAGGAUCAUUCUGUUAGCAAGAGGUGUCAAAGGUCAUGCCCAAGGUGACCGUCAUCACAAAUAACCCAAAAUACAGUAGAGUAUGGUACGGGAUAAAUCUUAGUAUUCCCUCUCUUUAUUGUGGUGCCAAGUGCUGUAGAUAUGGUUUAAAAAGUGACUUUCAGCGACUAAAAACUGAGCCUGGGAAGGAAACAAAGAGUUCACCAGGCCCAUUUGGCAUGCUGGGAAAGCUCCAUUAAAUGCGCCUGAGCCGCUUUAAAAAAAGAUUAUAUACCGAUCUUAUUGUUACUGCUGUACUGAGACAGGAAUACACAACAUAACACAUGCACAAACAUGUCAACUUAUAUUUGAGCGUAUCAUCUUUUUUGUUGUUUACCUUUACAGAUAUAUACCUGAUGAUAAUGUACAGUAUCAUGUCCUUUUUGUCCUAAUCUUAUUCAAGGUGUUGUUGAUGUUAUGUGAGAGAGACUGCAGUUUACAGUUUUAAUGAAUAUACACAUCUGCAGUUAUCCACUUGUAUGUGAACAUGGAGUUAUUUACUCUUAUUUAUUUCGAGUUGUGGACUCAGCCGCCACUUACAUUUGAGCUGUCACCCAUUAGCGCACACUUACAUUCUAAA